UGUUGGUAGAGUGCGAAUCGCAUGAUGAAAAACGCUGUUUUGUUGUGCAGACGAGCUGUGGAGAAGAAGCGUGAAUAGUAGUACGUAAUAAACUAUUUCUUCUACUGCCGUGCCUGUGUCAUCUGUAAAAGAGCUCUGUGAAGGGUUACAACAGUAGUUCGCGGCGGAGGUGCUGGGGAAAUAACAUAUUUCCCGUUCCGGCAGAGUGCUUCUAGGCAGAGAAGCUAGAAGCAAACACCAGGACGACGCCUAUUAUGGAACAUAGUUAUACACGGGAAUUUCGGCUGCUAGAAAGUAGUCAGACUGCAAUGACCCGCACACUAAUGAUACAUCGGCCGCCUCAGUGCCCGUCGUGCCACACGCAUUCCCACGAUGAGCGUAUUGAUCUGGAGGAGUCGUACAAUCCACCCAUUCCGUCAUACAAUGAGGAAAGUGCGCGAAGGGCCAUGCAAGAGAGUGAGAAUAUCGGGGUUUCGGCCCGAAACUCCGUGUCAGACGAAGAAGACUGGGAGGAAAGAGUAAACAAGUUUGGAUGGACCGUUCAACAGUUUAAGCUGUUCGAUCGGGUAGCACGGCUGCUGGACAUGGACCGUUUGGCUCGUUUGACCAACACUGAGAAGCAGCAUGAGCCAGUUCACCGGCGCACGGUCAUCGACAAAUCGGUUAGCCGGCUCAGACAAGCACUGGCGAGUGUUUCGUGGGAAACGCGAUUAACCCAGUGGUUGCAUGUGUUAUUGAUGGAAAAUCUGCCACCCUCGUAUCUGGCAAUUUAUAUCGACAUGCUGCAAACAUUACAUGCCAAGCUGCCGCUGUUGGUAGAUAAAAUGAUCUUUGGCAGUACGCUCAACAUUGGCCAGGAGCUCCUCGGACCGGUGUUGAAAAAGCCUUGGGAGCCAAUAGUGACUCCCAAAAAUCGCAAGCUGCCUGGACAGCCGUUUAUUGUUGUAGUGCCAUCGGUUCCCACUCUAUUGCCAUCGCCCCGGCAUCAGAAAUGGUUUACAUUAUUCAGCACCAUGUCACCGGUGGUAGUAAUACAACCACCACAAGAAAAAUCAACUGUUGAAAAGCCGAACAUCGACAAACAAUCGCUACAGCAACUGGCAGAACAUAUGCUAGCAAUGACACGAGCCAAAAUACAACAAGUGCGCAGCUCGGCGCCAAAUCGACCGAUUAUUUUGGUUGGCUUCGAUGCCGGUUCCGCUCUUGCCAUUCAGGUUGGUUUAGUAGAGUCAAUUAGUUGCGUGAUUUGUUUGGGAUUCUCGUACAACACAUACAACGGAGUUCGUGGAGCACCCGAUGAUCAUAUCGUUGACAUUACGUGCCCUGUGCUUUUCGUCAUCGGCCAAAACUCCGCCCGUGCCAGUCACGAAGAAAUCGAAAUGCUGCGUGACCGCAUGUCCACUCAAACAUCACUGGUAGUCGUUGGAGCAGCCGAUGAAUGUUUGCGUGUGUCAAAAACAAAGCGUAAAAUUGAAGGAGUCACCCAGUCGAUGGUGGACAACAUGGUCGCAGACGAGAUAGCAGAAUUUGCAACCAACUGUCUCGUAAGUCCCCCGCGACCAAAACAAUCCGCCUUGGCAGGGUCGUUCCAAUCGGACAGCCCAAUGGAACAAAGCGUGCCAUCGGCACCACGAAGUGAUUGUGACCUUGCUGCACAGCGCAAGCGUAAACACGCACCAGAUCUCAAAGCUGAGACCAAACAGCAGAAAAAGCCUUACAACCGUCGCUUGCCAAAAACAACACAAUCAGCUGAGGUGGCCCAAUCCCUGACUCAGUCUACCCAAGACGCGCCAGAUAUUGAAGCGCAGAGCAACACGCCGACGACGCCUGAGAAGCAAAUAAAAAGCGAGAAAAUAAUUUUACCACUCGCAAAGGCCGAUGAAGUGGUGAAGUAUGAAGUUCGCGAAUCAGGCAACACGCAGAUUAUUUCUGGCCGGGGUAGCACGCCUAUGCUGCUUCCUGCACUGAAACGAGACACUGCGCAGACAACACUAUCGGCUAGCGCGUUGCAUCAGCAGGGCAAUGUGAAUGUGAAAUUGAUUGAAUCGAAUCAACUUAUUCAUCUGAAACCGUCUACCGGAACGACGCAAAAGUUUUACUCCAUAACAUCAACCUCCAAACCAGUCAUGUCCGUGAUAGCAAACAGCAGUCCCGGAGUGAACGAUGGUGCGGUAACGUCGGAGGAAAUUAGCAGUCCACCGAAGUACACAAUCGUGCGCAACACAGGAUCCACGCCUACUGUGUUUAGCAAUGUGAACGAAUCUAAUGUGGCUGCUGGGAAAGUUACGAAAGCUCUGUCGGAGACUAAUAUUUUCGAUCUUCCGAUCGUAUUUGCCGAUAACGAUGGUGUAAUUCAGGAGGGCUCGCCUGAAAAACCGAAGCAAGUACAAGAUACUCGACCAGCAGUAACAGCGCCAGCGUCUGUAGGUAUUGCUGAAAACAAUGCUAGCUCGGCACAGGCAUCAGGCACGCGAUUCGUCACACUGCAACAGCCCGCUGGAAGUAUGCCGCUGUCGAUUGGAAAGCCGAAACAAGUGAUCAACUUGGUGCUCAAUAAGGGUACACUCAAAACUGUCGAUCCCGGCGGUAUGAUCGUUCCUGUAGGAACAAAAAUCAAUCUCCCCAUAGCUGUUGCGUCAAGUGCGUCGCCGGCAACCUCCGUUGGUACGGUAAUGAGCAGUGGUACAACGGGACCGAAGUUUACCAAGGUAGUGUUGACCAAACCAAUGAACAGCGGUGCAACUAACACCAGCGUGGUGAAAAACUUGAGCGAAUUGUUAUCCGGUGGCAAGAUCGAGAUUGUCAACAGUGCUGGCAUGCGCCAAACGGGCGUCACUGGAACCCCGUUGUCUGUACCGCAAGGCAAGUUCCAGUCCAUCAUCAUCAAUCCGUUUGGAGCGAAUAAAGCACCAGGCAGCGCCACUGUGCAGAACACUUCAACAAGUGGAAGCUCGACGACCGCAGGAAGUAAGAUUUUUAUCAAAACAACAGCCUCUGCAUUGUCUGCUGCGAGCGCUUCACCGUCGAUAGUGGGACGCAAUGUAAUGUUGAAAAAAAUAAACAUCGUUUCCACUUCAACGGGUGUGAAGCAGGGUGCAACAGGGAACGUAACGAGUCCAGAGGGCACGAAAAAGCAAAAUACUGUCGGAUGUUUAUUAGAUCUGACGUUACGAUUCAUGAUUUUGCGCACUGUGUGUUUGCUGCUUCGCGUGCCGGUUGCGCAAUGUUUGUUUACGCUACUGUCAAAUAGACUAAUUCAUCGAUACACAAUUGACUGCCGGUUCAACUACACCGGAAGAUGUAAUCUUUGGCACGGGAAAGACAACUUAACGAAAAUGCUUGCCGUAAGACCGUCAAUGAAGAUACUAGCGCAGAUGCAACCGCUGGCUCUGCAUAAAACCCCAAUAAACAGACCAUUUUGGGGCUGGGUGAACAUGAUGUUCAACCGGGUCGAUCGCGCUAGACUGAAGAAGGUUGGCCCCGACCGACUUUGUGCCGAAUGGUUGCUAAAGAAUGGAGCGAAAGCAAAGUUUGUGAAGGACGCCCGUGUGCAUGUGCAUUUUAACGCACUUCCGGACGAGUCCUUGCCGGUGCUAAUGGAAGAACUCGAUGGGACGGAUUCGGGCAUAAUGCACAUUGGGUUCGAUCAUCUGGAGGGUUUGAGUCGGCUCAGGAAAGUUGUCCUCCAUAACUGUGUCUACAUCGACAAUCAAGCUCUGUGGAAGCUGCGAUACGUUGCCAAUACGCUGGAGGAGUUGCAAAUUUCCAAGUGUGGCAAUGUCACCGAUGCCGGAUUGCUACAGCUCAAACAGCUCCCUCAGCUACAACAGGUGAAAACGUUCGAAUUGCCUGAUGUGAAAAAUAUACAGGAAGUGGAAAAAACGCUCAAACAAGCACUUCCCAACUGCAAAUUCGAUAUGAAGCCAUAGAAAAAACGUCGAGAUUGUACGUAGAAUUGGUACCAUCUAGCGCAAUCGCCGCAUACAGGGUCUAACUUAAUAAAAAUAGCACAGAGAUGUGGUGACCCAGUGCAA
Molecule: messenger RNA, 4034 nt
Organism: Anopheles coluzzii
Lineage: Eukaryota; Metazoa; Arthropoda; Insecta; Diptera; Culicidae
Gene: Rcd1
Product: KAT8 regulatory NSL complex subunit 3
Exons: 5
Coding region: 255-3929 (1224 amino acids)
Biological process (GO): positive regulation of transcription by RNA polymerase II
Cellular component (GO): NSL complex
Source: RefSeq, a predicted model, not a curated record